UGUGACGUACCUUGUCCUCAGCUUGAGGAACCUUGUCCUCAGUGUGAGGUACCUUGUCCUCAGCUUGAAGAACAUUGUCCGCAGCAUGAGGAACCUUGUCCUCUGUGUGAGGUACCUUGUCCUCAGGGUGAGGUACCUUGUCCUCAGUUUGAGGAAACUAGUGCUCAGUAAGAGGUACCUUGUCCUCAGCGUGAGGUACCUUCUCCUCAGCGUGAGGAGCCUUCUCCUCAGCGUGACAUACCUUGUCCUCAGCGUGAGGUACCUUGUACUCAGCGUGAGGAGCCUUGUCCUUAGCGUGAGGAACCUUGUUCUCUGUGUGAGGUACCUUGUCCUCACCUUGAGGAACAUUGUCCUCAGUGUGAGGUACCUAGUCCUCGACUUGAGGUACCUUUUCCUCAGUGUGAGGUACCUUGUACUGAGGACAAGGUACCUCACACUGAGGACAAGGUACCUUGCAGUGAGGACAAGGUACCUCACACUGAGGACAAGGUUCCUCACGCUGAGGACAAGGUUGCUCACGCUGAAGACAAGGUUCCUCACGCUGAGGACAAGGUUCCUCACGCUGAGGACAAGGUUCCUCACGCUGCGGACAAGGUACCUCACGUUGUGGACAAGGCACCUCACACUGAGGACAAGGUACCUCACACUGAGGACAAGGUACCUCACAGUGAGGACAAGGUACCUCACACUGAGGACAAGGUUCCUCACGCUGAGGACAAGGUUCCUCACGCUGAAGACAAGGUUCCUCACGCUGAGGACAAGUUUCCUCACGCUGAAGACAAGGUUCUUCACGCUUAGGACAAGCUUCCUCACGCUGCGGACAAGGUACCUCACGCUGAGGACAAGGUUCCUCACGUUGAGGACAAGAUUCUUCACGCUGUGGAAAAGGUUCCUCACGCUGAGGACAAGGUUCCUCACGCUGAGGACAAGGUUACUCACCCUGAGGACAAGGUACCUCACACUGAGGACAAGGUACCUCACGCUGAGACAAGGUUCCUCACGCUGCGGAGAAAGUACCUCACGUUGUGGACAAGGUACCUCACACUGAGGUCAAGGUACCUCACACUGAGGACAAGGUACCUCACAGUGAGGACAAGGUACCUCACACUGAGGACAAGGUUCCUCACGCUGAGGACAAGUUUCCUCACGCUGAAGACAAGGUUCUUCACGCUGAGGACAAGGUUCCUCACGCUGAGGACAAAGUUCCUCACGCUGAGGACAAGGUUCCUCACGCUGCGGACAAGGUACCUCACGUUGUGGACAAGGUACCUCACACUGAGGACAAGGUACCUCACACUGAGGACAAGGUACCUCACAGUGAGGACAAGGUACCUCACACUGAGGACAAGGUUCCUCACGCUGAGGACAAGAUUCCUCACGCUGAAGACAAGGUUCUUCACGCUGAGGACAAGUUUCCUCACGCUGAAGACAAGGUUCCUCACGCUGAGGACAAGGUUCCUCACGCUGAGGACAAGUUUCCUCACGCUGAGGAGAAGGUUCCUCACGCUAAGGACAAUGUUCCUCACCUGUGGACAAGGUUCCUCACGCUGAGGACAAGGUACCUCACACUGAGGACAAGGUUCCUCACCCUGAGGACAAGAUUCCUCACGCUGAGGACAAGCUUAGUCACCCUGAGGACAAGGUUCCUCAUGGUGAGGACACGGUUCCUUAUGCUGAGGAAAAGGAUCCUCACGCUGAGGACAAGGUUCCUCACGCUGAGGACAAGGUCCCUCAAGCUGAGGACAAGGUUCCUCAAGCUAAGGACAAGGUAUCUCACAGUGAGGACAAGGUACCUCACACUGAGGACAAGGUUCCUCACGCUGAUGACAAGGUUCCUCACGCUGAGGACAAGGUUCCUCACGCUGAGGACAAGGUUCCUCACGCUGAGGACAAGGUCCCUCAAGCUGAGGACAAGGACAAAUUCGCUGAGGACAAAGGACACGCUGAGGACAAGUUCGCUCUUAGGAAGAAAGCAUAA
Molecule: messenger RNA, 1978 nt
Organism: Paramuricea clavata
Lineage: Eukaryota; Metazoa; Cnidaria; Anthozoa; Malacalcyonacea; Plexauridae
Source: the annotation of a GenBank genome assembly